AUGGCUUCUAUAGCAGAGAGUGAAGAGGCAUCGCCAGGCAUAUACAUACCAGAGGAAUGGUCAGAGGCUGCAGACUCGGUAGCAUACGAUUCCACCACUUCACCACCUCCUAUUGCCUUUGUCUGCGGCCCUAAAAACUGUGGCAAAACCACCUUCUCUCGUUACCUCCUCAAUGUUCUUCUCCAAAGAUAUAAAAGGGUAGGUUAUUUGGAUACAGAUGUUGGGCAGCCCGAGUUUACUACUCCUGGUUUUUUAUCCCUCACUGUGGUUGACAAACUAACUCCAGAUUUGACCAUUCCGUGUCUGAAGACACCAGAGAGAUGUUUUUUCUUUGGUGAUGUUUCUUCCAAAAGGGAUCCAACAGCAUAUCUGAAAUGUAUAUUUACCCUAUAUGACUUCUAUCGAAAGGAGUACUGUAAGAGUGAUGGCCCUGCUAAGAAUGAAUUGCCUCUUGUUGUUAACACACCUGGUUGGGUAAAAGGUGUUGGGUAUGAUAUAUUGGUAGAUAUGUUGAGGCAUAUUGCUCCUACCCAUGUGGUUAAGAUAAACAUAACUUCUGAGAGAAAAAAUCUGCCAGAUGGGAAAUUCUGGUUAGAUGAUGAUUAUGGUGGGGAGGUUAAUCUAAUUGAGAUUGGUUUGGCUCGUCAAGACUCGUUCAAUAGAUCGGUUCCAAUACAAAAGGAUGCACGCCUUUUGCGAGAUUUACGAAUAAUGGCUUACUUUAGACAGUGCUUUCCGAGUAACCUGAAUAUCACCACAAUCAAGGAACUUGCAAAUGCUCUUGCCUCUCACCCUCCUUAUCAAGUUCCAAUAUCAAGCAUUAAAAUCAAGCAUCUCCAUUGUCAGGUCCCACAUACUGAAGUCUUCUACAGUUUGAAUGCAACCAUUGUUGGUUUGGCAGUUAGUUCUGAACAGUCAGAAAAUUUACCUUGGUGUAUUGGUCUUGGAAUUGUUAGGGGAAUCGACACAUUCAAAGGUUUGCUCUACUUAAUCACACCAGUGCCGCUAAGCCUUCUGGAAAAAGUUGAUCUUCUUCUGCAGGGAUUUAUCCAUAUUCCUACUUGCUUAUUGCAGGUGCAAGGAUGCAUGUCACCUUACAUGUCUGCGAAUGUUUUGGCCACAAGCUAA
This is a messenger RNA of Dovyalis caffra, 1128 nucleotides long. The record is from the annotation of a GenBank genome assembly. Lineage: Eukaryota; Viridiplantae; Streptophyta; Magnoliopsida; Malpighiales; Salicaceae.